AUGCCCGUGUGCGCAUCCAACAGGGCUGUAUGUGCCCAGCGUGGUCACCUCCUUUGUCGUUGCAAUGCUGUGGGAUAUACCGCUGAUCCCAGAGCUAGCUCGGUCCACGUUACAACACAGUUUGAAGCGUUUGUCAGCGCAACGGAUCGUGUUGGUUGCAAGAUUGCAACGUCGAGCAACCCGGAGGGUCUUUCCUGGCGGCUCUCAUUGGUAGCCUUUUUCCGAUCACUGUUGUUGGAAGUUGAUCCCCUGCCUGUUCAGGGUGUAUAUCUGGGGAUAUGUAGAGAUAACCCAAUGGAUAUAAAUCCUCUUUGCUGUCGCCUCCGGGUUCAAUCCACUUCUUCCCACCUCGCCAUUCACUCCCUGCUCUCAACUCAAACACGCUACAUCUUGCUUGAUCAAACCACCAACAUGGGAGACGCCCGAGAUCUCACCAGCCCCAGCGGCCACCCCCCUCUCACCUCCCCUGAGAAGCCCGUCCUUCUCUUCAUGACCCUAAACGCCUCAGGCCAUACCGCCGGCGCGGCCCAGAUAGCAAAGCACCUCCACUUUAACCGUGGCUACAAAGACAUCUACUUCAUCACCGGGCCCCGCUUCCAAACCCUCAUCGAGAGUACCGGCGCAAAAUACAUCAAAAACCCCUUCGAGUACGACGUCCCCAAAGUCCAAGAAGGCUCCACCGAAGGCGAGGCCUUUUUCGAAGGAAUGAAAGCCGUGUUUGGGGAGUCCAUCGUCCCGUCGUAUCACGUUCUGAGGAAGACACUCGAGGACAUCCGCGUCGCUCAUCCUGAGCCACGGAAGAUUCUGUUCGUCCACGAGGCGUUGUCUCAGGGUUUGCUGCCGUAUCAAUACGGCUGCCCCUUACCCAAGGGUUACACCUCCCUCCCCAAGACCAUAAACUGGCACACGAGCAUCUACACCAGCUCCGACCCCGAUUUUCCUCCCUUUGGUCUUGGUCUGAAGUACGACCCCACCCCUGAAAACAAGGCAGUCUGGAAGACCAUGCACGCAGGAGGCAAGACAAUGUGGAAGCCACUGAUUGAGCACUACGAUCAAAAACUCCAAGAGCUGGGGUCCACCAAAAGGUUCACCGACCUGCCGCUUGAUGUGGCCAUGACCGGCGGGGACGUCACCGUCAUGGCCACCACCGCCUCGCUCGAAUACCCAAACGUGACCAAGGACCCCAAAAAAUUCCGUCUUGUCGGUGGGUUGCCCGUCAGGGCGCUGGACAAGAACCUCGUAUACCCUCCUUGGUGGGAGGAACUCACGCUCAACAGCGCCCUUUCCGACUCCGACCCGGCAAAGAAAAAGGUCGUCUUCGUUACCCAGGGUACCAUCCACCGCGCCUACCACGAGCUGAUGAUCCCGGUCAUUCAGGCAAUGGCUGACAGGGAGGAUGUCUUGGUGGUUGCUACCCUGGGAGAAAAGGGGGAGCCGAAUCCCCUACCAGAAGAGGAAACACCCAGGAAUGUCAGAAUGGUGGAUUACUUCCCUUAUGAGGCCAUCCUUCCCCAUACAGAUGUCUUUGUCUCCAACGCUGGUUACGGCGGGUUCAUGCACGGAAUCAUGAACGGGGUGCCGAUGGUGCUGGCGGGGUUGAUCGCCGACAAGGGGGACGUUUGCCAGCGGGCGGCGAGGGCGGGGGUGGCGGUUGAUUUGGGGGUGUCCAACCCGUCGGUGGAGCAAGUCAAGGAGGGUAUUGACACGGUGUUGGGGGAUGAAAAGUAUAGACAGAGAGUGAAGGAGAUUGAAGAGGAGAACGUCAAGGCGGAUUCCCUGGGGCAGAUUGAAAGUAUUAUUGAGGAGCUGCUGAGCCAUGAGUAA
This is a messenger RNA of Podospora pseudopauciseta, 1824 nucleotides long. RefSeq lists its product as uncharacterized. The record is from RefSeq and is a predicted model, not a curated record. Bases 1 to 1824 code for a protein of 607 amino acids. Gene Ontology annotation, molecular function: UDP-glycosyltransferase activity. The transcript has a single exon. NCBI's taxonomy places the organism in Eukaryota, Fungi, Ascomycota, Sordariomycetes, Sordariales, Podosporaceae.